Messenger RNA from Oryza sativa Japonica Group (Japanese rice), 6557 nucleotides. RefSeq lists its product as uncharacterized. Lineage: Eukaryota; Viridiplantae; Streptophyta; Magnoliopsida; Poales; Poaceae. Gene Ontology annotation, molecular function: zinc ion binding. The record is from RefSeq and is a predicted model, not a curated record.
UGUAACUUCACUCCUUUAUUGGAACUGGAACACUUGAAUAUUUCUCCUCCUUGCUCAGGCACCAGCUGCUCCUCCAGAAACUAUAGUAAUUGGGCAUUUUCUUCUUCUUCUUGAGCUGGACUGCUGGAACACCACUUGCUCCUUCUUCAGGUUGGUCUCUCUGCCGUCUCACUUCAGCAUCUUCUUGCUGCUAUGGUUUAUAUGGUAAGCCUGGUUGUUUUUCUAUGGCUGCUACUAUUGAGAUAUGGUGUGACUGUGGUGCCGGACUACUAGCUACUGCUCUGCCAUUUCUCUCUUUUGAGGUGGUUUUCCGGACGAACUGCUUGCUGCUACUGCUGUUGCGGCUGAGGCUUCUGCGCCAUGGCUGUGCUCUUGCUGUUGCUACUACUACUGCAACUGCUUGCUGCCUGUGUUGAUCUGCACGACCAAACCGAGGCUAAUAUAUGUGUGAAUUUUUAAUGAAAGCUAAGUGACUCACCAGCUCGCAUGCCGGUUGGAUAAGGGCUUGCUGCCACCUCAACAAAGCUGGUUCGGUGGGAUAAUCUAAAGCUAUAUUUACUAAUUUCCCAAUCAAUAGAAGUUUUGUAAAGUCUAACAUGUUUGGUGCUUUUGCACUUGAGUCCCACAAGCUUGGUAAAUUGGAGAUUACUACGAGUUCAGAGACUGGGAUGCAAUUGCCCUAAAACUCAAGAGUUUUUCUGAAAAUAAAUAAUUAUUGAAUCUUUGACUGAGAUGGUUCAGUUUAUGGUGUGAUAUCUAUAAGCACCAUGUGUUGACGUUUGAUGUCGUGAUUCCGGUAUUUGCAUAGUAUGAGGAUCGUUGGUAACAGGGUAUACGUGAGACUGUGGUAAAACAGAUGGGUACGAGGAUUUUUAUAUAGGUUUAGACCCUUGAAUUGUCAAGUAAUAACCCUACUCCUGUUGGCCUAAGCCGGUCGUUGCUCUUAUUCAUCAUAAUCACACCAGUACAAUAUUUAUAUUUGAGGUAGCCUAUCUAACUGUUGUUGACUUGGCGGCAUGUCUUGGCGUAUAUUGGCUUGUAUGUUGAUCUUGUGUCUUGAUCUAUUGUUCUCUGUUUCCUCUCCUCCUAGGGGGCCUUGUAUUUAUACCCAUAGGUGUCCCCUUGUCUAAGUAGAACUAGUAAAACCAAUAUGGAUACAAUCCGAGUAGUCAUUGUCGUUUCCAUGUAGAACUCUAUUCAUCCUUAUGCGGAACUCCUCCUAUAUCCGAAGUUUGUUUCCGUAUAAGACAUGGUAUGUGGUGGGUCCUGCCGAGAUUUAGUCAACUACUAUUAGGUAUGUGGUAUCCAUAACCCUAACACCAUGUAUAUGCACAAUAUAUGUGAUGCAUACAACUAUUAGGUAUGUGGUAUUCAUAACCCUGACACCAUGUAUAUUCACAAUAUAUGCGAUGCAUACUGUAUAAGAUUUCUAGAGUACAAUAAUAUGCAUGUAUGUAUGCAGGCCUAUAGUGGUAAAUUGUAAAUAAAGAACUGUGGUUUCUACUGUGCACACGUGUACCUCGCUUCAUGACGACUAAUCUACACUAUAGUUUAACCAAAACUAAAUUAUCCCACUCCUCACCAGGUUUAGUCUAACUAACAAUAAAUCAAUGAUGCAUAUGGAUAUGGCUUGAUAAAUAAAUGACAAGGAAACGAUCGAAAAAUCAUUUAAGAUCCAUAAUAGAACAAUAAUCGAUAUAUUUAUAGAUCCUAGCAAGCAUCGUGGCUCAAUCGACACCGCUCUUAGUCAGUGUGACUAGGUCAUUAGCGUGACUAAGACUAUAGCUAAAACCUGGGAUGUUACAUCCUACCUCCACCCCCCCCUAAAAAAUAAUUUCGUCCUCGAAAUUAAAAUGAUGUUUAAGUGAGCACUUUUAUGUUCAAUUGUUAAAGUAAUUUUUUUUUACAGCAGUAUGUACUCCUUAGUCCUAUGUAGUUUGCUAAGCAUCUAUGACUUACUAAGAAAUCCUAUAAGAGUCUACUACAAGAGUAAUUUCUAAGAAUUUUAAGGUAAGAUCACUAUAGUUUAGAAAUCUACAAGUUAGCAGAUAAGAUGUCUCUGUAGAACUAAUGGGUACUAAAAUAAUUGUUGUCUACCAUUUUUUUACUGGAAUUGAUUUUUUUUACCUUUCUAUCUACCCAAACAAAUGUACCCCAAGUAUAUAGUUGAUCUCUAGUUUUAUGGCUAAAUUAGGAAGGAUAUAGCUAGGUACUGUUAAUUAGAUCGAGGAAAGAGAUUAAUGGUCCAGAAAUUAAAUGGACGAUGGACACCUUAAAGUAUUAAUGUAAUGCAAUGCAUAAGAUUAAAUUUCAAGUUUUUUUUCCUGAUGUUGGAAUGCUACUUAAUGGUGAAAGAAUAAAACUGAUUUGAACCUAAUACAUGAGAGAUUUUUUUAACCUAACUUUAAAUUACUUCUUAACAUGUACGGUUAAACAAAAAUGAAAAUGCAAUACAACACUGGUGAACACAGUAAAGUUAUUAUUAGACUAUUCCUACCAUGUUCAUAUUUGUUUAACUAACUUCUAGUUUAAAUAAUCUGUAACCUGUCAUCUAGAGAGUAAAUGAGUUUCUCAUCUCUAAAUUUCUUUUAUAUGACACUUAUAGUUUAAUAAUUAUGAAAUUAUACUGAAAUGAUAUGUUUUUUUACAGUAAAUAAACUGAUCUAAAAGGUGUACUUACAUUCUUUGCUAACUUUAACUUCUGCAAGCAUAUAAUAACUUGGUGCUUUAUUUACCAAUGACCCAUUUUUUUAACCUAUAACUAAUCUUUAAUUUUUGUCAUAUCUAAACAUAUACAGUAGAAAAAUAAGAUUUCUAAAUUCUAAUUUCCAGGGAAUUGAAUAGAAAUUAAUAUGUACUAUAUUGGAAAUUCAGAUUUUUUUUAACUAUUACUAUGCUCCAAUGGAUGUACAUUUCUUUAUAAAUCAAGUUCUUCAUUUUUUUUCUACUGUACUAGUCAUAAAUUAAAUAUCUAUCCGUGAUGAUGCUAAUUUUUAUUUAUUUUUACUAAUUGUAAGUUUAGACCUAUCUAUGCAUCGCUUGACGGUAGAACAGGUAAAAUUGGAUGGUGUACAUCUAGAUUAAUUAAAGAAAAUUGUAUAUUGGAUAUAAAGUGUAAUGCAUCCCUAUGUUUGCAUAUGAUUUUUAAUACUAAAAUUGCUAAAUUAAAAGAAACGGUUCAUGACUACUAGAUUUUAAGGAAACCAAGAUUAACUUGAGGAUGAAAGUAAUGGAUAUGAUGAAUGUGUUUUUAAAUAUGAAUGACAAUUUAUAAUGCAGACUAGGAUGAUCAUGUCUUUAUUUGAUAAAAAAAAUACUUAAAUGAAUUCUACCCUUAAUGGCAUAGGCUCUAUGAUCAACUAUUCUUCUAACAUACUCUGCCUCUUCUCCUGAGAGUACGCCCCUCCAUAUAUACCCAACUCCUCAUGAAUAUUCUACUCCAAUGCUACAUUUCAAGAACUUAAUGAUACUAUGCCCGAUUCAUAGUAUAUUGAGUCACUUAAGUGAGAUACACUCGGGAGAUAUAUUAUUAUUAGAGUAAAAUGCGUUGUAGGUACCACAACUUGCAAGGUGGGUGCAAUUUAGUCACCCAUCUUGUAAUUUGCUCAAAUAAGUCAUUCAAUUUGUUUAGAGGUGCAAAUAUAAUAAAAAACAUGCCACGUGUAUUAUUUUUGCCAAGGUGGACGAUACGAUGGCAGACGUGAUGAUGAGUUGGCGAAAGUAAUACAAUUUUAUAGAAAAACCCUUCUACUAUACUACUCUUUGCUAAUCUAACUGGCUGAUUUAGAUAUGUUAUGCCCCGUGUGCUAAGCCAUGAUUGUAGGUUUUUGUUAGCGUGCGCACGGGACAGGACGGUGCCAGAUCUAGCGAAUUGCGGCGAUAGCCUGCGUGGCUGCGUAUGAAUCCAUCGCCGGCGAAAUCAUCAACGCUGGCCACGAGCGCUCCAUUUGAUGGCUCCAAUGAUGCGUCUUACCGGUGUUCAUCAGCCCACAUAUGAUACUGGUAGUGAUGAAUUCACAACUGAGAUGCACCAUGGAGGAUUCUUUUGUGGAGUUGGUGUUAGUCGGUGAUACGUUGAUGAUAAUAUUUGCUGGUUUGACCAUUGUGAUUCUGAUUCAUGGUCUCUCCUUUGGAUUGAGGACUUUAUUGAGCAACUUGGGUAUGAGAAGUCAGAGAAGACCAAGGUGUUGUGGCUACUCCCAGGAAAAACAUUUAGUGAUGGUCUGAGGAGUUUGAAGUGUGAUGCAGAUACAGAUAGCAUGAUUGCAUUGGUGCCAAAGGUUAGAUCCUUGGUGUUGUAUAUUGAUCACUAGGACAUCUUAGAGGCAAUUGAUCUAAAUGAUAUUGCAAUGACUAGCCAAGCCCCUCCUUCAGUUGCUGCCAACCCUGAAUGCAACAUUGAUGAAGAGGACAAUACUAUGGAGGACCCAGAUUUUGUAGACAGUGAUUACGAAGUUGACAGGGAUGAUGAUGACUUGUAUGAUAAAUAUAUAGAUGGUACUGUUCAUGAUGAGUUAGCUCUUGUCAAGGGCAAGGCUGUGGUUAAGGAAGGCGUGGGUAAUAUUCAGGAUGCGUCCGAUGAUAUUUUCUAUAGUGAUGAAAGACUAUUUCUUCCCGAGUCUUCUGAAGAUGAAGGUGAAAUCAAGCUUAACUUCAAGACAUUUAGACCUGAUGUCGAUAUGCAAUCACCAGAAUUCUAUCCAGGUAUGGUGUUUGGCACUAUUGAGGAACUUAGGAAAGCGGUAUCCCAGUAUAGCAUUACAAACAGGGUUGCCGUGAAGCCUGAUAGGAAUAACAAGAAGAGAUAUGAAGCUCAUUGUGCUGAGAACUGUCCAUGGAAGUUAGUAGCAAGCGUUGAUAGUAGAGCAAAUUGUUUCAUGGUUAAGCAAUAUGUGGGAAGUCACACUUGUAGGAAGGAGUGGGAGUUGAAGGCUGUGACUGCAAGAUAUCUCGCAGGAAGGUUUAUUGAGGAAUUCAGGGGUGAUGACAAGAUGACACUAGCUAGUUUUGCUAAGAAGGUACAGAAAAGCUUGAACAUUACACCAUCAAGGCAUAAAUUAGGAAGAGCUAGACAAAUAGCAAGGGAAGCUAUUUACGGAGAUGAGAUUGCUCAAUACGACCAACUUUGGGACUAUGCUCAAGAGUUGAGAAGGUCAAAUCCUGGUAGCAAAUUUUUUUCGAACCUUCAUAAUGGCUGCUUUCACACACUAUAUGUCUCAAUGGAUGCUUCUAAGAGGGGAUUUCUUAGUGGAUGCAGACCUCUCAUAUGUUUUGAUGGAUGCCAUAUCAAAACAAAGUUUGGUGGACAUAUUCUCACAGCAGUGGGCAUGGACCCUAAUGAUUGUAUCUACCCUAUAGCUAUUGCAGUUGUUGAGGUAGAAAACAGAAAAAGUUGGGGGUGGUUUCUAAGUACUCUCAAAGAAGACCUUGGUAUUAUGAAUACAUCUCCAUAGACAGUAAUGACUGAUAGGCAAAAGGGGCUUAUUCCAGCAAUCAAGGAUGAGUUCCCUGAUAGUGAGCAUAGGUUUUGUGUUAGACAUCUUUACCAAAAUUUUGCAGUGCUAUACAAAGGUGAGGCACUAAAGAAUCAAUUAUGGGCCAUAGCGAGGUCAACCACUGUACCUGAGUGGAACGUUAACACGGAGAAAAUGAAGGCAGUAAACAAAGAUGCAUAUGGCUACUUGGAGGAGAUCCCUCCCAACCAAUGGUGUAGAGCUUUUUUCAGGGACUUCUCAAAAUGUGAUAUUCUGUUGAAUAAUAAUUUGGAGGUUUUUAACAAGUGCUUGUUAUUUAUGCCCUUUAGUUUUCAUAUAAGAUAUUAUCAUCAUUUAUCUAAAAUUAUUCAGUGCCAUGUUAGGUACAUACUUGAGGCUAGGGAGUUGACCAUUUUGUCUAUGUUGGAGAAGAUCAGGAGCAAACUCAUGAAUCGAAUAUACACAAAGCAGGAGGAAUGUAAGAAGUGGGUCUUUGACAUUUGCCCAAAGAUAAAGCAAAAGGUAGAGAAAAACAUUGAGAUGUCCAACACAUGCUAUGCAUUGCCUUCUAGGAUGGGGGUCUUUCAAGUCACUGAUAGAGAUAAGCAAUUUGUUGUGGACAUAAAAAACAAACAAUGUGACUGCAGGCGUUGGCAAUUAAUUGGGAUUCCAUGCAACCAUGCAAUUUCUUGUUUGAGGCAUGAGAGAAUCAAGCCAGAGGAUGAGGUAUCAUUCUGCUACACAAUUCAGUCCUUCAAGCAAGCAUAUAUGUUCAAUAUAAUGCCAGUGCGAGAUAAGACACAUUGGGAAAAGAUGAAUGGUGUCCCAGUUAAUCCUCCAGUUUAUGAGAAGAAAGUUGGUAGGCCUAAGACAACAAGGAGAAAACAACCACAAGAACUUGAUGCAGGCACAAAGAUUUCCAAGCAUGGUGUACAAAUCCAUUGUAGCUAUUGCAAGAAUGUUGGACACAAUAAGAAAGGUUGUAAGAAGAGAAAGGCUGCCCAAAAUGGUAAAAAUGAAAUAGAAAAUAUUAUUAGCAAAGAACCCACACCAGAAGUUGAAGAGGUUGAUGAACCUAUCAUC